GUUUUAGUAGUCUGUAAUGAAAAAUAAACAAUCAUAUUUUGAUAGACAGUGAGCAGUGAGUGAUACAAAAAAGUGUCGAUUAUUAAAUAAACUCUCAAGAUUUUUUCAUUUAAUUCCUAACAAAAUACUAGGAAAUAUGAGUAAUAUUAGUGUAACGAAAUCGUCUUCCGAGUUUGUGGUCGACAAAAAGACUGAAAAGGAGCCAAUGGAUCCUUUAAUUGAAGUGAACGAAAGUAUAGCCGAUCGCCCCUUAGAAGAAGGUGAAUUUCUUGAAAUUUCACCUAGAAUUUUCAGUAAAAAAAAUGUGAUAGACAAACUGACUAUAGAAUCUUUAAAUAAUGCCAUUUACGAGUUGGGUGUGGUGAAUUUGUGCUGGCCUGAAAUAACUGACCCUGUGUUUGAGACUCGAACGUGUUUUCCUAAAAGUUAUUAUACGAAUUCUACUAAAGAACGUCUUCUGUUGGCGUACGCUGAAAAUUUCAGACGGCAAUUUCAGUUUCACUACAAAGCCAGAAAACCUUUGUUUUUACAGGCGCCGAACGAAUGUGGGCUACAGAAAAUGGUGUGUACAUCAAUACGGCCAACCAAGCUAUGUUUCGAGGGAACAAACAGUUGGCAAGGAGUAGCGUCCCUGGUUUCAGAUUUCUUCGAUUACGAGCCCUUGACGAAGCCUAUGCUGCACUUUGUUACCGCUUCUUCUGCACUGACGCCUUGGAAGCGGCAGUAAACUUAGUUUUUAAGUAAUUUAUUUGACGUCAACCAAGUUGUUAAACCAUACGACAAUUA
Amyelois transitella is the source of this 786-nucleotide messenger RNA. RefSeq names its product coiled-coil domain-containing protein lobo-like. Gene Ontology annotation, cellular component: motile cilium. The coding region runs from base 137 to 727 and encodes 196 amino acids. Lineage: Eukaryota; Metazoa; Arthropoda; Insecta; Lepidoptera; Pyralidae. The transcript is spliced from 3 exons. The record is from RefSeq and is a predicted model, not a curated record. Gene Ontology annotation, biological process: flagellated sperm motility.